CCGACCGAAGUGGAACUUUUUGCAGUAUUCAAAGUCACGGCGGGAUGCAAAACCUCGAGUAAACUUUGGAACAGGAAUGGUUCUAAGCUGACGACAGGCGAUCAUGUUGACCCUGUGGACAUGAUAUAGCCGUGGCAUAAACCACGGUGUGGGUUACACGAGGCGACAGACGGAUGACCUGCCGGACAGCUGACAUCAUACUGACCAGCGUGUCCGCCAUGCCACACCGCUCGCUGACCAACUCGAGUUACUCAUCUCUGGUCCCAAAUCGUCUUUCCUGCUCUAGUCAGACCACAAACACGCACAGAAGGGCUACUUAAACAUUUCCUGACCAGCAACUUUUCCACAGAAAGCGUAAAUUUUCCACAGAUUGGACUUGAAAGCAGGCGACAGGGAGUAUCACACAACGCGCACAAGAUGUCGGAUAUUUUAUCAGAGGAGCAGAUUGCCGAGUUGAUGCAAGUGUUUUCUCUGUUCGACAAGGAUGGCAGCGGCUGCAUUACCACAAAGGAGCUAGAGGACGUCAUUCGGACGCUGGGCCGCGAUUUAACGUUUCCAGAGAUUCAGGACAUGAUCAGUGAGAUGGACGCAGACGGCAGCGGGUGCAUCGACUUCCCAGAAUUCCUCAUGGUUAUGGCGCGAAAACAGCGGGAACAAGACAACGAGAAGGAGAUCAGAGAAGCCUUCAGGGUCUUCGAUAAAGACGGCAACGGGUUCAUCACCGCCUCUGAGCUGAGGGUGGUGAUGGCGAACCUGGGAGAGAAGCUUAGCGAGGAGGAACUGGAGGCCCUUAUAGACGAAGCAGACAUAGACGGAGACGGGCACAUAAACUAUGACGAGUUCUAUUUGAUGAUGAAGCCCGGUGCCAAUUGAAUUAGGUUUUAUCACAGCAUCAGAGUUGCGGGUAGUGAUGGCGAAUCUCGGGGAGAAGUUGAGCGAACAGGAGGUUGACGAGAUGAUUGACGAGGCAGACAUCGACGGAGACGGACACAUCAACUACAUGGAGUUCUACCACAUGAUGUCCAACUGCAAACAAUGAAAUAUCAACACGAACAUGCAGAUAGACACUGGAUGGUAUAAGAGAGUGGGUGACUAUUAUAUAGUACGUCUCGGGUCUUACAUUGUACUUCAAGUGUCUGCUUGGACAGUUCAGGAAGGCACCUUAAAAUUUCAUCUGAUCAUGAGAUACAACAACGACCGAUGGUGGCAUCCAUCUUGAGGGUGUAAAGGGGCUUUCCAAACCGCUGGAUGCAGCAGGAAAAAAGACAUAAAAGAUCUAGACCCAAGCAUCAUUUACAGUAACUCCAACAAUACCCACAGAUCCUGGACAUGAAGGCCUCUCAAAGCUAAAGAACUGUAAAUUCUCUCCAUGGAACUUUGGCCAUGUAUAUUGAUUACAUGAGAAAUUUUAGAUAUAAAAGAUAUAAAAAGAUAUAAAAGUAAUGGUGUCCCUUGGGGUACGGUAGGACUGUAUUUGGUGAUCGCGUCAGUUAGCUUUUGAUACAUGUAUGGAAUGGUUUUAUCACGGAACUGGUCAUUAUAUACGUUGAACAGUAAAAAUAUAAAUCAAGUCAUUACUUUGCGUGUCCAUAACCAUGAUCUUGCUUGAUUCUAAAAACAACCAUAACAGUGUAUUUUGCACAAUCAUAUCAGAUCUCCAGAACUGAGGGUAGUUCUAUGCCUGAAUGAGUUAGGUUCAGGCAGGGUUCUGGAUAGUCACUGUGUAUCCAAUAACGAAUAUCCCAGUUCUGGAUAUUCGUAAACUAUCCAAAAACCAUGCCUGAUCAUUUCUGGAUUCCUGAGUAUGGUUCUGGAUACAACACCCAUCACUCCAAAAUGAUCAACCAGUCCUCUCAUGUUUGCCACGCAAUCCAAAUGUAUGGGGUGUGGAGGAGGUAAUUAUCACCCAGCUAAGGUAGAAUCAUUUCUUACAUGGACCCAUUGUAUGUAUCACACUAAUGAUUUUGGGUUGUGAUAUAGAAAAUAGAAAUGAACAGGUCAUCUAGUCUUCCUCUCUAACUUGUACCUCUCCGAGAAUUGUCAGUGUAGCAAGUAUCAUGUACCUGUCCUUACUGUCCCAGAGUCAAUGACAAUCAUGUAAGAUAUCAUGUUGAACAGUACUCAUUAAACUCUUAUUGUUCUCUUUA
Messenger RNA from Branchiostoma belcheri (Belcher's lancelet), 2147 nucleotides. RefSeq names its product calmodulin-A-like. The record is from RefSeq and is a predicted model, not a curated record. Lineage: Eukaryota; Metazoa; Chordata; Leptocardii; Amphioxiformes; Branchiostomatidae. Gene Ontology annotation, molecular function: calcium ion binding; enzyme regulator activity. Bases 418 to 873 code for a protein of 151 amino acids. The transcript is spliced from 4 exons.